Molecule: messenger RNA, 690 nt
Organism: Sodiomyces alkalinus F11
Lineage: Eukaryota; Fungi; Ascomycota; Sordariomycetes; Glomerellales; Plectosphaerellaceae
Product: dolichyl-phosphate mannosyltransferase polypeptide 3
Exons: 3
Coding region: 148-426 (92 amino acids)
Biological process (GO): GPI anchor biosynthetic process
Cellular component (GO): endoplasmic reticulum membrane; dolichol-phosphate-mannose synthase complex
Source: RefSeq, a predicted model, not a curated record
AUCACCAGACUGACAUACCGGGAGUCCAGGAAUUUCGACAGCAAAACGACCCAUUGAUCACGGCAUAUUGCUUCACAUCUUCCCUGCCAUUUAAAUCUGACUUCAUCCAACCGGCCAAGCCGACCUUGCCUUGCACGAUUGCCCAUCAUGACGCGAGCCCAGCAGACCAUCUCCCUUGCUCUCCUCGUGAGCUCUGUUUACCUCGCCCUCUUCCUUGAGCUCGUGCCUCUCCCCCCGGCUGUACAGGAACAAAUUGUCCCCGUGCUACCCUUCUGGCUCCUCGUGUCCUUCGGCGCUUACCUCCUCGCCCGCCUGGGCUACAAUGUCAUGACCUUCAACGACGUCCCCGAGGCACACGCCGAAUUGAUGGCCGAGAUCGAGUUAGCGAAGAAGGACCUACGGACGAAAGGCGUGGAUGUCGAUUAAAGGGGAAAGCAAGAGAAAGGAGUAUGAAGACGAGAGUAGGGAGGGACACGGGGGCGAUGAUGGCUGGCCGGGGCAGAGGGACAGAGGGGCACAGGGAAGACGAGGCAUGGACCGGCCUGUGGAAAAAGAAGGAAGAACUAAUUCCAGCUUGUCCCGUCUAUUCUAAAAGUUCAAGAGCCCUAUCUAUGCUAUGCCUCUACCAGCUGGUUCUCUGGUCUGUAUAAUGUGAAUACGGCGUCCUGCAUCUCCUAUCGAUCAUUCCCA